Molecule: messenger RNA, 1160 nt
Organism: Fusarium redolens
Lineage: Eukaryota; Fungi; Ascomycota; Sordariomycetes; Hypocreales; Nectriaceae
Product: Tubulin/FtsZ, GTPase domain-containing protein
Exons: 5
Coding region: 156-1031 (291 amino acids)
Biological process (GO): microtubule cytoskeleton organization; mitotic cell cycle
Cellular component (GO): microtubule; cytoplasm
Molecular function (GO): structural constituent of cytoskeleton; GTPase activity; GTP binding
Source: RefSeq, a predicted model, not a curated record
GUCAUGGCUAUCGACUUAUUUGUUACGGACCAGUCGUCAUGCCUUUCACUAACCCCGCCUUCUCAACAUUUCAACGUUGUCUUUUGUUCUCUCACGACGAACAGAUUUAUCUCAUCGGCGCUUAAAACCACCACCACUGCUGAAUUGAGCUCACUAUGCGUGAAAUUGUGCAUCUCCAAGCUGGCCAAUGUGGCAACCAAAUCGGCUCUGCCUUCUGGCAGACCAUUUCGGGCGAGCAUGGUUUGGAUAGCAGUGGCAUGUAUAAUGGGACCUCCGAACUACAGCUUGCGCGCAUGAACGUCUAUUUCAACGAGACAUCCAGCAACAAGUACGUGCCACGUGCCGUGCUCGUUGACCUAGAACCUGGCACAAUGGAUGCGGUGCGCUCCGGCCCGCUUAGCCAGCUCUUUCGUCCCGACAACUUUGUCUUUGGACACUCAAGCGCCGGAAAUAACUGGGCUAAGGGUCACUACACCGAGGGCGCCGAGUUAGUUGAUCAGGUACUGGACGUGGUCCGUCGUGAGGCCGAAGGCUGCGACUCCCUCCAAGGUUUCCAAAUCACCCACUCGCUCGGUGGCGGUACGGGCUCCGGCAUGGGCACGCUGCUGAUUUCCAAGAUUCGUGAGGGUGAGAUUGAUACCACUGAUACACAUUUCGAUGCACUGUCUCUCACGGUUCUAACCGCCUAUUUAGAGUUUCCGGACCGUAUGAUGGCUACCUUCAGUGUAGUACCGUCUCCUAAGGUUUCUGAUACCGUCGUGGAGCCGUAUAAUGCCACGCUGUCGGUCCACCAGCUGGUUGAAAACUCAGAUGCGACUUUCUGUAUCGAUAACGAGGCUCUGUAUGAUAUCUGCAAAGGUACCCUGAAGCUGUCGAAUCCUUCCUAUGGCGACCUUAACCACCUCGUAUCAACCGUCAUGUCUGGCGUGUCAACUUCGCUGCGCUUUCCCGGACAGCUAAACUCUGACCUUCGCAAGAUGGCCGUUAAUUUGGUAGGAAGACUCGUUUCAUCUAGGCACAUAUCACUGUAAUCGAAGAAUGUUGUGGCUAAGCAUUCCUCCUCGUCUAGGUUCCGUUCCCCCGCCUACACUUCUUCAUGGUUGGCUUUGCGCCCCUCACUAGCCGUGGCUCGCACUCAUUCAGUGCUGUCUCUAUCCCCG